AUGGCUACUGAGGGCAUCUUCUCUGCGUACAACGCUCCCCCAGCUUCCGUGGUCAGCGAACAGUCGCAACCGCUUCACAGUGUAUUGAAUACAGGCGAGAAGGAAAGUGAAAGCUCUUUCUUCGAAAAAUCGAAGGCGGCAGCCGGCGCCGAAAAUUCACAGGCUCUCAGAUCUCCGCAGCAAGUCAAGCCAACUGCGGAAUCGUCUACAGAGCACCCGCUCAGCGGCUCCAUCGCAUCUUCGGAACCCACUGCCCCAGUAGAGAGUCGACAUGGAGAGACCGAAGCUGCCAAACCAGAGCCAGUGACCGGCGAAAAACGUGCUUUUGAUUCUACUGUCAUCGCUAAUUCGGCCCCUGCUCCCCCACCGGUCCCAGCCCCUGCUCCUGCUCCAGUCUCUGAAAUCCCGGCUCCAGCAGCUCCAGCCCCUGCACCUAUUCCUGAAGCUACUUCUUCAACUGAGCCUAUCAAUCAUCCGGCUCCGGCUCCAGCUUCGGAUGAAAGAGAUAAAUCGCUCUCUGAGAAGUCGGACGAGCCACAAGCCAAGAAGCAGAAAGUCGACCCGGAGCCUUCCAACAAUUCCAAUGGCUCUGCACCUUCAGGUUCUGUGGGAGAGGCCAACGGCGAACAGAAGAAGCCCGCGCGCCCCAAGAAGGAGAAGGUGAAGGAUGCCGUGAAGAAAAUCAUCCCGGGUGAUGGGAUCGGUAGCCGCACUCGCAGCCGUACCAAGCCCACUUAG
Messenger RNA from Penicillium manginii, 738 nucleotides. RefSeq lists its product as uncharacterized. The transcript is spliced from 2 exons. Bases 1 to 738 code for a protein of 245 amino acids. The record is from RefSeq and is a predicted model, not a curated record. Lineage: Eukaryota; Fungi; Ascomycota; Eurotiomycetes; Eurotiales; Aspergillaceae.